AUGGGUCUGACAUUGACCCUUACACCACCACUCCUCACGUUCCUCCGCCUCAGCCCACUCCUCAGCACCACAGGGUCCCUCACACACGCGUACAUGGAAUGGCUCACCACAUCAUCUUUCCUCCACGCUGCACCGACCACUUCAGGCCUCAGCAAAUCCGUGUUGAAGUCAUACACCCCAACGACGUCACCUGUAAACGUGGAAGAGCUCGACGCGGCGAAGGAAAAAGUGGCACCGGCGUGGUUCGUGAACUUCUUCAGCCAAGGUGUCUGGAGCGUCAUUGGGCUGAACAGCAUCACGUUACUCUCAGCCACUACGAAUCUGUACUUGUUUCCGGCUGGUCUAGACAAAAACACUCGAUUUUAUGCGCUUGGAUUAUUGGCAGCGGUUACUCACUACGCUUUCGUACCCCUUGUUGUGCCGAGUGUGGAAAGCUUAUUCAAGAAGUGCGCUGUGCAGGAGAAGGGUGAGGAAAGUGCAGAGGCGGGAAAGAGUGCGGUAGAGAAUGUUAGUGAGUGGGUCGGGUAUCACAAAAUCAGGAUGUGUACUGUUGAUAUGGUGGCUUGGGUAUGUUUUGCUGUUGGCGUUGUUGGCGCUGUGACGGCGAGGGGCGUAUGA
Cucurbitaria berberidis CBS 394.84 is the source of this 618-nucleotide messenger RNA. RefSeq lists its product as uncharacterized. The coding region runs from base 1 to 618 and encodes 205 amino acids. NCBI's taxonomy places the organism in Eukaryota, Fungi, Ascomycota, Dothideomycetes, Pleosporales, Cucurbitariaceae. The transcript has a single exon. The record is from RefSeq and is a predicted model, not a curated record.